GAACUUGAACGCAGCACUUUUCGGUUUCUCUAUGGUCUGCCAGUAGCGGUUCAGUGACUGCAGUCGAAAUAGGAGUAAAAUGCCCGUUGACUUGAGCCAGUGGUCUGGGCCUCUCGCCCUGCAGGAGGUUGAAGAAAAGCCUGCGAAACCUCUGACAAUUAAGUAUGGCUCUCUGGAAAUCGACGAACUCGGCAAGGUGUUCACGCCAACACAGGUGCAAAAUCGACCCACCUGCGUGGAGUGGGAUGGAUGUGACUCAAGUAAACUGUAUACUUUGGUCCUAACUGACCCUGACGCUCCCAGCAGGAAAGACCCCAAAUUCAGGGAGUGGCACCACUUUCUGGUGGUCAACAUGAAGGGGAACGAUGUGUCCUCAGGCUGCAUCAUGUCAGACUAUGUGGGCUCCGGUCCCCCUAAGGGAACAGGUCUCCACAGGUAUGUGUGGCUGGUAUAUGAGCAGCCAGGCAGCCUGUCCUGCUCUGAAUCUGUCCUCACUAACCGCUCCGGGAAUGGACGCGGCAAGUUCAAGAUCCAGACCUUCAGGCAGAAGUACAACCUGGGAGCCCCUGUGGCAGGAACCUGCUACCAGGCUGAAUGGGAUGAUUAUGUUCCUAAACUAUAUGAGCAGCUGGCUGGAAAAUAAAAACUCAACUCCAAAGGGUUUGACAUUAGGUGUUUCCACUAAGGCUGCUGGUCUGCAAGAAAUUUCCCAUUUUUGCAAGAAGCAGAAAAACCCUGAACAGGAACAAAGCACUUUUUUGUGCCACAGAAAUGAGUUUCUCACCAUUGUCACUUGUGCUCUCAAUAAAUCAGUGAAAACA
Molecule: messenger RNA, 821 nt
Organism: Melanotaenia boesemani (Boeseman's rainbowfish)
Lineage: Eukaryota; Metazoa; Chordata; Actinopteri; Atheriniformes; Melanotaeniidae
Gene: pebp1
Product: phosphatidylethanolamine binding protein 1
Exons: 4
Coding region: 80-643 (187 amino acids)
Biological process (GO): negative regulation of MAPK cascade
Source: RefSeq, a predicted model, not a curated record